Fukomys damarensis (Damara mole-rat) is the source of this 1903-nucleotide messenger RNA. RefSeq names its product DnaJ heat shock protein family (Hsp40) member C2 (gene Dnajc2). Gene Ontology annotation, molecular function: ribosome binding; Hsp70 protein binding. Bases 237 to 1880 code for a protein of 547 amino acids. Gene Ontology annotation, biological process: 'de novo' cotranslational protein folding; regulation of translational fidelity. The transcript has 17 exons. The record is from RefSeq and is a predicted model, not a curated record. NCBI's taxonomy places the organism in Eukaryota, Metazoa, Chordata, Mammalia, Rodentia, Bathyergidae. Gene Ontology annotation, cellular component: cytosol.
GAGGAGUGGACGAGGCUCAGGAAGCAGCAGCGCCAGGAGAGAGAGGAGACCUAACUUCAAGGCCGACGGCUGCGAAAGCUUCUGCACUUUGUCGAGUUGAACCUGUGGGAAGAUGGUUUGAAGCUUUUGUUAAGAGAAGAAGCAGAAAUGCUUCUGCCUCUUUCCAGGAGCUGGAGGAUAAGAAAGAGUUAUCAGAGGAAUCGGAAGAUGAAGAAUUGCAGUUAGAAGAAUUUCCCAUGCUGAAAACACUUGACCCCAAAGACUGGAAGAACCAAGAUCAUUACGCAGUUCUUGGACUAGGCCAUGUAAGGUACAAAGCCACACAGAGACAGAUCAAAGCAGCACAUAAAGCAAUGGUUUUAAAACAUCACCCAGACAAACGGAAAGCAGCUGGUGAACCAAUAAAAGAAGGGGACAAUGAUUAUUUCACCUGCAUAACUAAAGCUUAUGAAAUGUUAUCUGAUCCAGUGAAAAGACGAGCAUUUAACAGUGUAGAUCCUACUUUUGAUAAUUCAGUUCCAUCUAAAAGUGAAGCAAAGGACAAUUUCUUUGAAGUGUUUUCCCCGGUGUUUGAAAGGAAUUCCAGGUGGUCAAAUAAAAAAAAUGUCCCUAAACUUGGUGAUACAAAUUCAUCAUUUGAAGAUGUAGAUGCAUUUUAUUCUUUUUGGUAUAAUUUUGAUUCUUGGAGAGAAUUUUCUUAUUUAGAUGAAGAAGAAAAAGAAAAAGCAGAAUGUCGUGAUGAGAGAAGAUGGAUUGAAAAGCAGAACAGAGCAACAAGGGCACAAAGGAAAAAGGAAGAAAUGAACCGAAUAAGAACAUUAGUUGACAAUGCUUAUAGCUGUGAUCCAAGGAUAAAAAAAUUUAAGGAAGAAGAAAAAGCCAAGAAAGAAGCAGAAAAGAAAGCAAAAGCAGAAGCAAAACGGAAGGAGCAAGAAGCUAAAGAAAAACAAAGACAAGCUGAAUUAGAAGCUGCUCGAUUGGCUAAGGAGAAAGAAGAAGAAGAAGUUAGACAGCAAGCAUUAUUGGCAAAGAAAGAAAAAGACAUCCAGAAAAAGGCCAUUAAAAAGGAAAGACAAAAACUCCGGAACUCAUGCAAGACCUGGAAUCACUUCUCGGACAGUGAGGCGGAACGGGUUAAAAUGAUGGAAGAAGUGGAGAAACUCUGUGAUCGGCUUGAACUAGCAAGUUUACAGUGCUUGAAUGAAACACUCACAUCAUCUACAAAAGAAGUAGGAAAGGCUACGCUGGAAAAACAGAUAGAAGAAAUAAACGAGCAAAUUAGAAAAGAGAAAGAGGAAGCUGAAGCACGCAUGCGACAAGCAUCUAAGAAUGCAGAGAAGUCCACUGGCGGAGGUGGGAGUAGCAGUAAAAACUGGUCAGAAGAUGAUCUGCAGUUACUAAUUAAAGCUGUGAACCUCUUCCCUGCUGGAACAAAUUCAAGAUGGGAAGUCAUUGCUAACUACAUGAACAUACAUUCUUCUUCUGGUGUCAAAAGAACAGCCAAAGAUGUUAUUGGCAAAGCAAAGAGUCUCCAGAAGCUUGACCCUCAUCAAAAAGAUGACAUAAACAGAAAGGCUUUUGAUAAAUUUAGAAAAGAACAUGGAGUGGUACCUCAGGCAGAUAAUGCAACACCAUCAGAACGAUUUGAAGGUCCGUGCACAGAUUUCACCCCUUGGACAACAGAAGAACAGAAGCUUUUGGAACAAGCUCUGAAAACAUACCCAGUAAACACACCUGAGAGGUGGGAAAAAAUUGCAGAAGCAGUUCCUGGCAGGACAAAGAAGGACUGCAUGAAACGAUAUAAGGAACUUGUUGAGAUGGUAAAAGCAAAGAAGGCUGCUCAAGAGCAAGUGCUGAAUGCAAGUAGAGCCAGGAAGUGACGUAAUGACAAUCUUUGUGUGUG